AGCAACCUUGAGCAGUGAGCACAAAAAAAUCUGUCCGUGAUUCGUUCGAUUGGAUUUUUAUUAAUCAUUCGCUUAUUGCGCGUUGCCGAUUUUGUUGCAGAAUUGACUAACACGUCAAACGAAACCCUACUGUUCUCGAAUAAAUACGAAGAAGUAAACAAGAUAAGCGGAUCCCGUGCAAUUUACCAUUAAAAACGUAAAAAUGCAGCUGCAGGCCAAAUAUUUGCUAAUAUGUCUGUUCGUCGGACUGUUUGCCUCGCACCGUUGUCAAGCGGUGGCGGGUGGCGGAGAAGAAGGAAAUGGAGUCACGACUACGACUACUGAGGCAGCCACCACUGUAACCGUGCCACCGGCACCCGAUGACAAGAAUACAACAAGCACCGAGAAGCCGAUAACAACAACAACAACCGUGCCGCCAACAACUGCUCCAAAUACAACAACAACGGUAUCACCAAUAACAACAACCACGGAGGCAACAACAACUUCAUCGACGCCAAAACCAACACCGUCGCCCAUCACAACAACAACAACAACUCCAGCUCCAAUCACAACGCCGUCACCAAAUACAACCACAACCGUGGCGCCAUCCACAAGCACAACUCCGCAGCCGUCCACAACGACCACGGCCAAGCCGACGCCGGUGCCUUGCGGACAUUUCGAUGGUUCGUCGUUUAUAGGCGGCAUUGUGCUCACCUUGGGUCUGCUGGCCAUCGGACUGGUGGCCUACAAGUUCUACAAGGCACGCAAUGAGCGCAAUUACCACACUCUUUGAGCCGCCAAUGCUUUUACGUCGGCCUUUAAUGCAGCAGCCGGUGCAACAGCCGUGAACAAUCCCGCCACGGAUGCCGAACGUGUGCGCUUUGUUCAGCCAUUAAUUCCGUUGCGUUCGCCGCCAGCGCAACCGCCACCACCACCACCAGCAGCAGCAUCAGCAGCACCAGCAUCCUCCUCAACUGAUCCUCAAUAUCAACAACAGCUAUUGGCCGGCGAGACAACACAACAUUCAGCUAUACAAAAUAAUUCACCAUCGGCCAGAGAUCGGCUGCUGCACACGUAAUUUAACACUCGGGGUACAAUUGUAAUACAAGAAACUAUCCAAAGAGCCCCGCGAUAAACGUAAUCUUCAAAUCUAUGCCCCAGCUCCUCUCAUUCAAGCACACUCGCACUCCAUUGUGUCAGACAAAACAUUCUUCCCUUAUCAGCUAUAUAUGCAUAUACUUCUAUAUAUAUAUAUAAUAUGUACAUUUCGUAUGGCUUUUAUGAAAAACAUGAAUCACGAUUUGUGCUGCAGUCUUUAAUCAGCGAACUUUAAGCGGAUGUUCGACGCCUUAUUAAAUCUGAAUGCCCUUCAGCUUGAAACUUGGCGGAGGGAAAAGAAAAUUAUAUGAAAUCAAUAUGAUAUAUAAAUGUAUAUGUAUUUAUAUUGGAAAUAGUUUAUGUACUACAAUAACAGCAAAUUAUGUGAGACUGUCGAAGAAAUGUCGCGCGAUACGGAAGUGUUUUGUGGCGGAGCGCAACUAAAAUCUAAUCGGAAAUAUAGAUUUUGAUUGUAUUUACAAACAGAAA
Drosophila novamexicana is the source of this 1566-nucleotide messenger RNA. Its product is annotated as sialomucin core protein 24. The coding region runs from base 203 to 772 and encodes 189 amino acids. Gene Ontology annotation, cellular component: cytoplasmic vesicle. NCBI's taxonomy places the organism in Eukaryota, Metazoa, Arthropoda, Insecta, Diptera, Drosophilidae. The record is from RefSeq and is a predicted model, not a curated record. The transcript is spliced from 3 exons.